GCACGCACGAAAAGGAAACACUUUCUCCCAAUGUUAGAUGAAGAUCAAACCCGACAGACAUGAAGAUGAAGUAGUCCUUCAGAAACAAGAUAAAGCUUCUCCCUUGAUUUCUUCUUCAUCACAUCUCCCUUGAAUUUACAGCAACACUACACCAACUGUUGCUAAUAUUCUCUUUUAAUCUUUAUUCAUCGUUCAAUUUUAAACCACACACUUUUUCAUUCUUCUAUAUAUAUAUAUAUAUACACACACAGCCUCACCUACGAUUCUCAGAACGAAAACAUUUUCUUUUUGGUGAUUUUUAAAGUAAAUGAGGUGUAAGGAGCAUCUUACCGACCUCAGUAGCAGCGUCGGCGUCUGCGCCACUUGUCUCCGGGAGCUUCUUCUGGAGCUCAUCGCCGCCCGGACCCAACGGAAUCAGUUAAUUCGCGUUGCAACUACUACCGCUGCCGAUGACGAUUGCCGGAAGCAUGACCCGACGCCUCGUAAUUUCCCUCGGUCCGUUUCUCCUUACGUCGGUCGGGGGAAAUCCGACGAUGAUAGUGGCACGUGGAUCCUACAUCAACGGUUCUACAGCACCCCUCAGGUGGGUCCAACGUAUGGCUCCACGACCACCGGUUAUUUUGAAUCCGCGGGUUCGUUCAAGAAGAACAGGUUCUCGCUUUUUUCGAAUCUGUUCAGGUGCAGAUCCGAGAAGUUCGAUUUGGAUCCUAGGGUUAAUUAUCAGUGCGAUGAGCCGCCUCCGUCAUCCGCAUCGCCGUCUUGGUUCGCUACAAUAUUCGCUGUUCGUCGGAAAAAGAAGCAAUCAUCAAAGGCAUCCCGUGUGGAAGGAUUCGACCAAUUCGGCCCCGGCGAUCGGAGAUCAUGCAGAGUCAUAGAUCGCGGAAUGUCCCCGGCGGUCGAAGUUGAUUCGGGAGACGAGUGUGAUCGACCGCCAUCGGGAGGCUCGCCGGAGGCAUCCCCUCAGCGGAAAAGGACACCGACGCCAGCGAGGAGAUUCAAGGCCGGGACGAGGAACGUGUCGGGAUUAGCAUUUUGCUUUAGCCCACUCGUGUGGACGAGCCCUAACAGACACUGGAAUCAAAAGGUCGAAUUGCCGCCGGACAUGUCGUUCACCGGGGAACCUCGACCUUCGACGAUGAAGCCCCACCUGGCGACCGCCGCAGGGUUCCGCGCGAAUAGGUCCAGGAAGCUGGCUGAUUUUGGCAGAGUCAAUCAUAAUAGUUGAGUGAGUUAAAUCGUUGACAUUUGACCACAGUGAUCG
Molecule: messenger RNA, 1261 nt
Organism: Hibiscus syriacus
Lineage: Eukaryota; Viridiplantae; Streptophyta; Magnoliopsida; Malvales; Malvaceae
Exons: 1
Coding region: 308-1225 (305 amino acids)
Source: RefSeq, a predicted model, not a curated record